AAAGUAGAAACAGUGAUAGAGAGAGAAAGAUAGCACUCCACCCCAGAAAACACAAGUAACAAAGAGUGUUUCCCACAGAAAACAUAAGCAACAAAGAAUCACAUUCAUGGCUUCCCCCCUUUACUUCAACAACUAUUUGGAGCUUAAUAAGCCACGGAUCCAGAAAGAAAAGGACAAGCUUUGAGGCUGUUCUUCAAGUGGCUCUUCUUUUUUUCUUUAUUUUUCUUGAACAAGCAAAAAAGAAGAAUCACACUCAUGGCUUUCUUCCUUCACUGCUGCUGUUUGGAGCAUAACAAGCCACAGAUCCAGAAAGAAAAAGACAAGCUUUAUGGAUGUUCAAGUUUUCAUCUUUGGAACCCUGUGUGUGAGUUAGUGUCCAUCACCAGUUUUGAAUAUCCCACCAAAAUUCCGACCCUUCUUGCAUCCCAAAAUUUCACCUUUCUGAACUUUAGCAUCUGAGUCUGCUUCAUUUUCCAAGUCCUGUUUGUUUCUGGUUCUGGUUCUGGUUCUGUAGGCCAACCCCAUUUGUUCAAAAACACCUGCUUUCAAACCGGUUUCGAACAAAGGUGCUAACUUUUGAAGAAACUGGAGUCUUUUGGGGUGGUUGGGUUUGUGGGCACUUGAAACUCUUGUUAGUUAACUUUCUUAGAUGAAGGCCAUGCCCUUUCCUUUUGAGGAGUUUCAAGGGAAGGGAGUGUUGGAUUUUUCUUCAGGCUCAGAUUCACUUUCAUUGCUUUUGCAUCAUCCACAACCAAAGUGGACCAUAGACAAAGAGGAUUAUUGCUAUGUGGGCAGCACUGAGCCCACCUCAGUUCUUGACUCCAGAAGAAGCCCAAACUCUUCCACCAUGUCCUCUUCCCUUGGCAGCAGCAACACCAUCAGCAAGGGUGGCAGUGGUGGUGGUUCAACCAAUAACACCACUUGUUACACCCCAACCCUUUCUCACAACCCUCCUCAGACACCAUUGGAAACCGCCACAGAAAAAUGUGGACUCAGAAUGGAGGACUGGGAGACCCAAGAUCAAUCAAUUCUCAGACUAAUCAUGGCAGAUGCCGAAGACCCUUCUGUAGGGUUGAGCAAGCUCUUCCAGGGCACUGCCUGUGGCUCUCACCAAACCCUUGAUUUCAAUGCAGGUUUUGGCGUUGUGGAUCAAGGGUUGAAUAUGGUAAGCAUUGUUGAUCCUUCAGGGAAUAAUUACCCUGCUUUCCCUUUCAUUGCUGAGAAUAUAGAUAACAAGACUGCUUCUUUGUCUGUUGGAGAAUCAAUGUUUUCUGUUUCUGGUAACAAUUCUCUGUUGUUGUCCACAUCUCCUUGUGGGUUUAACUCUCAGCAGCAAGUGAUUGGAGAGGUGGAUGAGAAGCCUCAAGUCAUCAAUCCCCAGUUUGAGUUAAACCAGACCCAAGUUCAAUUCUCUGAGAACAACCCUUCUUUCUUUGUGCCAAUGAUGUAUCCCCAAUUGCAGGAACAGCAAGUUUUCUCUCAGCAUCCACCAAAACGCCCUGGUUUUGAGCCUUCUGGGCACAGUUUUCAGGCUCCAAGGUUGCCCCUUUUGGAUUCUGGACAAGACAUGUUUGGUCGGAGGCAACAAACACAGCUUCCAUUGUUUCCUCACCACAUGCCACCACAGAUUGUGCCAUCUGCUAAACCGCAGAAGGCUAGUUCCACCGGAGAAGAUGCAAGCCAGCAGCUUCAGCAGGCUAUAUUUGACCAGUUAUACAAAACUGCUGAGCUGAUAGAAGCUGGGAAUCCGGUUCAUGCGCAAGGGAUAUUGGCGCGGCUCAAUCACCAGCUCUCCCCAAUUGGUAGGCCUUUUCAGAGGGCUGCUUUCUACAUGAAAGAGGCUUUGAUGUCUCUGCUUCAUUCAAAUCCUCACAACAAUGUCUUGGCUUUCUCACCCAUCACUUCCAUUUUCAAAAUCGGAGCAUACAAGUCCUUUUCUGAGAUUUCACCAGUCAUUCAGUUUGCCAACUUCACCAGCAACCAAGCCAUCAUUGAAGCCUUGGAAAGGUUCGAUCGGAUUCACAUCAUCGAUUUUGAUAUUGGGUUUGGAGUUCAAUGGUCUUCUUUCAUGCAAGCACUUGCCAUGAGGAGUAAUGGUGUGCCUUCCCUCAAAAUCACUGCCAUUGUGUCUCCCCUCUCUUAUGAUGAGUUUGAGCUCAAUGUGACUCAAGAAAAGUUGAACCAAUACGCCAAAGACAUCAACAUGUCUUUUGAGCUCAAUGUCUUGAGCAUCGAGUCACUGAGCUCUCCCUCAUGUCCUCUCUCUGUUCAGUACUAUGAUAAUGAAGCAACUGCUGUGAACAUGCCACUUUCCUGCUUCACAAACUACCCUACAUUGUUUCCCUUGGUCCUUCGCUUUGUGAAGCAGCUUAGGCCAAAAGUUGUAGUCACUCUUGACAGAAAUUGUGACCAAUUGGAUGCACCAUUUUCCACCAACAUAGUCCAUGCUCUCCAUUGUUACUCAGCCUUGCUUGAAUCACUUGAUGCUGUGAAUGUGAACCUCGAUGUCCUCCAAAAGAUUGAAAAACAUUUCAUCUUACCAGCCCUUAAGAAAACCAUAACAUGCCCCCUCCGUUCACAGGAAAAACUACCUUCUUGGAGGAACAUGUUUCUUCAAUAUGGCUUCUCUCCAUUCACAUUUAGCAACUUCACUGAAGCUCAAGCUGAGUGCUUGGUGCAGAAGGCACCUGUGAGGGGAUUCCAAUUGGAGAGAAAGCACUCAUCUCUUGUUCUUUGCUGGCAGAGGAAAGAACUCAUCACAGUUUCAACUUGGAGAUGCUGAACUAAUUAUUAUUACCUUAUAUUUUUAAAGGUGCUUGCUUCAUAACUCACUACCUAGUUUAUGUAAUUUCUUAUGUAUUUAGGCUUUUCAAUGAGAUUCACCACCCAUCUAGAUUCUAAUAUUCUACAGUUGUGUGUUGCUUACCUCUUUAAAUAUUUCACAUUUCUAUAUUGUCUAAGGAUUGGUGAGUUUCAUGGUUGUUGUCUUGAGGGCAAAGCAAAUUGCUUUGGAAGAAAAGAACUAUUUAGCCAAAAAGGGUGGUGACUGUGUUCAUCUCCAUGCUUUGGCUUUGUCUUGUUUGGUGAUGAUUACUGUAUUAGGCGCUGAAUUUGGCAUACAUGAUCUUAAUGUGUAGCAUGAACAUCUUGUGCCAAUUUUAUGUAUAUAUAUGCAGGUAUUUUGUUAUAGCAUUUAAUCUAGUUAACUUU
Vigna unguiculata (cowpea) is the source of this 3210-nucleotide messenger RNA. Its product is annotated as scarecrow-like protein 6. NCBI's taxonomy places the organism in Eukaryota, Viridiplantae, Streptophyta, Magnoliopsida, Fabales, Fabaceae. The record is from RefSeq and is a predicted model, not a curated record.